Molecule: messenger RNA, 1698 nt
Organism: Durusdinium trenchii
Lineage: Eukaryota; Dinophyceae; Suessiales; Symbiodiniaceae
Source: the annotation of a GenBank genome assembly
AUGACCCAUAGCGGAGGCAGGCUGAAAGACCUUGCCGCUCGCAUGCAUGCACAGAAGCAGCGUCGCUUUCGGCGCAAUCACAAUGCAGGCGUGAUCAGGUGUCUCGCAAAUGCCACACUUGCAUGGUGUCAGAGCCUGCUGUCGCCAGCAGGACUGGCUCAUUGUUUAUCUUUGGCCUGCUUUCUCGUGCAAGUGAUUCUUAUCAACGUAUUCCUUGUUCAAUACCUCAGUCCAACAGUCCUCUUAACGCUGACCGUGGAUGUGCCCUUGUUGCUGCAUCUUGCCUGGUUCUGGAGAGUGGAGUGUGCAUAUCGUGCAGCCCCAACGCAGUGGUUUUGCUACAGCUGGGUGCAUGCUGCAAAGGUAGUCGUGCUUUUUUGCCGCGUGAUGCCACGGCUGGCCAGUGCCACUCCAUCUGUUUCGGAGGAGUUUCUACGAGGCAGUGACUUCAGCAUCAAUGCUUCAUAUUUUCAGGAUUUGUUCAGUCCGACGAUGCUUGCAAACCUCUUGCUCAUCACCCCGGUGUUCUAUGCAUUGCUCAUGUUUCGUGCAAGUAAGGCGAUUUUUGGAUCGUUGUCAAAGCGCGUGACUGUGGAUCUCAUCAUGCAAUAUGACAUGUUGUGGCAUGUGGUUAUCGAUAUGGUUGACCAGGUGGAUAUGUUUUACUAUGCACGCUUGGCCGAAUGGGUUGGAUCGGAAGCUCUUGACCAGCACAAACGCUCGCUGGUGUUGAUCCAGACAGCCGUCCCAUUUCUUUUGUUCUUCUCCAUGGUGCUUCAAGCCCAAGCAUUCCCAGGAGUGGUGGCCGACAAGUGGUCGAUUCCAGUCGGCGAACGUGUGUCGCUGUCCCUGGACUCUGAUGCUUCCGGAAAGGAUGGCUCACGCAGGCCUUCAGAUUCAUUUCUUCGGUUGUCACAAGGGCAAGCGGAGCAAGUGCAAGCAGCUCGUACCCAGGACAGCGCCCGGAUGCCACCUCAUGAGACCAGUUUCAGUGACAGGGUUUCAACUGGUGGCGUGGUGCAGCGAAAAUCCACUGGUGGUUUGGGAACUGAACGUGCAUGGUUCGAACGGCAAGAGAGGGCUCGUCGACGCAGAUUACAGGGCGUGAUGAACCUCAUCCAACGUCACAAUAUCAUUAUUGCAAGAAAAAGGUCGGCCAUCGGGUCUAUUUUUCUGAUCGACGUCCCAUUCUUGACAAUUCGGGUGUGGCUGUGGGCUUUGCUCCAGCACACAUACUUUCCUGGACUUGGGAUCAAGAAUGGGCUUUGUAUUGUUUUGAAUGUCAUGCAGUACACUCUGGUGGCGCUCGCGAGCAAAGAGUCCUUCAAGAGGAUCAAACGCGAGAUUGCUGAAUACAUUACGAGGUUUCACAGCAGCACACUGAAUGAAGAGGCUGAUCAAGAUUCUCCAGAACUUGCUGCACAGGAUGAAGGUGAGACGGCGCCUGAUGGUGCAAGCACACCAGAGCGGCAGGACUCGGUGCCCUCACUUUCUGCUUCCAAAGAGCAGGCUCAGCAGAUGAAGCAAGCGCUUCACAGAGUAGGCCGAGAUAGCGCUAGAGGUAUUGGAAUUUGUGUAUAUAUUGUUGUUUUGGCACUUGCUUUUGGAGCUGGCUUCAUUAUCGCAAAAGGCGAGACAGUCGUGGAGCUGUUCAUUGCGUGGGUGAAGGACGCCAUCGAGAAUCAGGACCAAAGAUGA